Papaver somniferum (opium poppy) is the source of this 3649-nucleotide messenger RNA. Its product is annotated as transcription initiation factor TFIID subunit 12b-like. Gene Ontology annotation, molecular function: DNA binding; protein heterodimerization activity; TBP-class protein binding. The transcript has 8 exons. Lineage: Eukaryota; Viridiplantae; Streptophyta; Magnoliopsida; Ranunculales; Papaveraceae. The coding region runs from base 1527 to 3413 and encodes 628 amino acids. Gene Ontology annotation, cellular component: SLIK (SAGA-like) complex; SAGA complex; transcription factor TFIID complex. Gene Ontology annotation, biological process: RNA polymerase II preinitiation complex assembly; DNA-templated transcription initiation. The record is from RefSeq and is a predicted model, not a curated record.
UCAAAUCCAUACACAACCAGUUGAUAUCUAACAGACUAGGAAUCUUAAGCAUUCAUCAAUUUCAUUCUCAAUCAACAAUCAAACACCAAAUUGUGAAUGAUAGUAAUAAUCUUUGAUUUUCUAACCUUAAGCAUUCAACAGUUUCUCUUUUGCCCUAGCUUUUGAUUUUGCUGCUCCAUGUUUCAAAUUCGUUGGUGCCAUAGUAUUUGAUUUUGGCUCCUCAUCAUCGUGAAUAAGGAUUACGGUCUCCUCUGAUUUCAGAUGAAUUGUUAUUGAUAGAAAAACUCACCUGGUAUCUCAUUAAAGAUAUUCUAACACAAAUAUCUACCCCUUAGUCCAGUCUAUAAGUUGGGGCUAAAUGGAAAUCUUCUAAAAAAUUGAAUAAUAAUAGAAGCAGAUAGAAUAAAAUCCCGGUUCUCCCAUGGAUGAGAGCUCAUAUAAGUGUUAACCACAUUCUAUUAAAACAUGUUCCUGAACUUGAUCCCAGGUAUCACCAAACUCUUUUUCAUCAUCCGAAUUUUGAUUCCUGAUACCAAUAUUUUGGUUUGCGGCGGUUAAAAGGAUUUGCAAUUGUUCUAAUUUUUGUUGAUUUCGUCUUGGUUUAUAUGAAAUUUUAGGUAAUUGGGUGUUUAUGCAAUUCGGUCAUGAUGAAAUCGAAGACGGAAGCUCUAACAAUUUUUGGAAAUUUUUGUGUAUUGUAGCUCAAUAAUUUUUGGGAACUUUGGUGUGUUAAAGUAGGAAAAACACGGUUCAAAUUGUGUCAUCCAAGGUGAUCGUCAUUUUUCUGUUGAUUGUCUUCUGCUGGUGACAGUCGAACAUGGGAGAUUAUGACGAUCUGGAUCAGAUAAGAAAUGAAGAAGAAGACUAAAACUCACCGUUGAUAUCGAAUUUCUGGAUCGUAAGCGGUCCACGUUGUUUUUAAGUGUGAGGGUAAUUUGGGUAUUUAACCAUCAUUUUUUAUUUUUUUGCCACGUGUGCACAGGUGCUGACAAAGCUAAUCGAGCAGCGGAUGGAAAAACUAACGACGUGAGGAAACACUAAUUUUAAUCUAUUUGGGGAGGAAACGCUAAUUAGUGAUCUUGUGAGAAAAGAAAACGCAAAAUAGCUCAAAAAACAAUAAAUGCCGUCGUUAGAAGAAAAAGAUGUCAGAGAAAGAGCCCUUGUAUACGAUCACGUCUCGCUGAGAUCAAGUGACUCGUCUCAUCGAUGGACCAGGACCUGCGAUUUGACUGACUACACUGCCUGGGAGUUGCAUGUCUCCUGGAUUCACUUCGACCGACGUAGAUUCGAUUCUGAUUCAAAACAGUCAACUCACAGUCUAGUCAAACAAAAUAAAGAAGGUAACCGGAACGCGUCAAUACAUGAUCAAAACCAUUUGACGGGACCACCGUUUUCCAAGUUUUCCUUCUGUAGUCCUCACUGCCAUUGAAAUCUCUCUCUUUCUCUCUCUGUUUCAAUGUUGUUAAAAUUUCAUCAUCUUCAAUCAAAAAUUUAAAUUAAAAAACCUAGAAUUAAUUUGAUCAAAAAUGGCGGAAAAUCAAGUAACUUCGCCGAAAUCAAUUCUAUCAACAAAUUCAAUUGAUUCAAUUCAACAGCAACAACAACAAAACCCCAGUCUUCUUUCUCCUCCUUGUUCGAAUAACAAUAAUAUGCUAUCUCCGUCGUCUUCAAUGGAUCAUCAGAUCUCAUCUCCUCAAAUUUCUAUAACUCAAACACCUUCGCUUUCAGCUAAUUCAUCUCAAUCCUCUUUACUUCAACAACAACAACAGCAACAACAGCAAAUUAACCCUAAUGUUUUACAACAGCAACAACAGCUGAAUCAACAACAACAAUUGAACCAACAGCAACAGCAACAGAAUUUGAUGUCGCAGAAGAAUUUUGGUCAAAUGCAGAGAUCACCAUCAAUGUCAAGGAUGAGUCAAUUACAGCAGCAGCAGCAAACGUAUGGUAUGGCGACUGGGACAAUGUUACAACAAACGGGUGUAUAUGGGCAGAUGAAUUUUGGCGCUACAUCGAAUCUCCAACAACAGCAGCUGCAGCAGCAGCAGCAGCAGCAAAUGGUUAGUGGGGGUGGGGGUUUAUCUAGGUCAGGUUUGAUUGGACAAGUUAGUGGGCAACUGCCAAUGUUGCCUGGCCAAGCAGCAGCAGCAGCUAAUGCUCAAUAUAAUAUUCAAUCUCAAUUGAUGCCUAGGCAAAAGGCAAAUUUGAUCCAAGGAUCCCAGUUUCUUGCGGGUAAUAAUCCUGCACAAACAUUGCAAGGACUUCAGUCAUUAGGAGUGGUGGGGAUGGGUCAGCUUGGACAGAAUAGGUCACUUGCUUAUGCACAGCAGUUAAAGCAAGUGCAAAUGAGGCAACAACAGUUGCCCCAACAGACAUCUCUUACUUCUCCUCAGCUACAGGGUCUACACAGGGCAUCAUCAAUGGCUGCUUUGAAUCCCCAAUUAGCAGGGUUGACUCAGCAUGGGCAACCAACUAUGUUGACACAGCAGCAAUGGUUCAAGCAAAUACAGCAACCAAUAUCUUCUCCAGGUUCUCCCUCUUUCCAGCUGCAACAACAGCAGAGGCAACAACAGCAGACAUACUUGCCUCAGCAGCUAGCAUCAUCUCCCCAAUUGCACACAAAAUCCAUGACCAUGAACCAGCAGCAACUAUCCCAGCUAGUAAAUCAGCAGCCACAGCUGGUGAAUCAGCAAUCACAAUUGCAUCAUCAGCAGCAGCACCACCAACAACAGCAGCAGCAACAACUACAACAACAACAGCAGCAACAACUACAACAACAACAGCAGCAACAACAACAACAGUCUCCAAGGAUGCCUGGUUCAACUGUUCAAAAAUCAUUUAGCUUGACCGGAUCACAACCAGAUACUCCUGCAUCUGGCACCACCACGCCUGGGGGUAGUUCAAGCCAUGGAACAGAGACAAACAAUCAACUUCUUGGAAAAAGAAAGAUACAAGAUCUGGUCUCUCAGGUGGAUUCACAAGGAAAGCUGGAUUCUGAAGUUGAAGAUCUCCUAUUGGAGAUAGCUGAUGACUUCAUUGAUUCGGUCACCACAUUUGCUUGCAGUUUAGCUAAGCAUCGGAAAUCUGCAACGUUGGAAUCCAAGGAUUUGUUGCUACACCUUGAGAAGAAUUGGCAUUUAACAAUCCCAGGAUUUACAGGCGAGGAGCAGAGAUACUCAAAAAGACCGUUAUCCGGUGAUCUUCACAAGAAGCGUCUCGAGAUGAUACGAGCUCUUAUGGAAUCCUCGCAACAGCCGGAGAAUACGAAAAUGAUCAAUCCUAAAGAUACCAUGAAACAGGGAUUUAUGCAUCCAGUUGGAGUUAACCAUCAACUUAAAACACCCACAAAUUCGGAGCAAUUGGUUUCUUCGUUAGCUGGAUCUUCAAUGUUGCAGCAACUUCCCAGGUUUUAAUGGAAGAUAUAUAAUUCAUGCCCAACUGCUGGGGGCUCAACAUAACUCGGUGUCUAGGAUAUAAUUGUAAAUAGUCAUCAUGUGUGGGUGUUUUAGGUCUUUUUAUAGUUGUACAUUAUGUGUUACUUUUGUCUCACAUUUUUUGAUCGAAAGCGAAACAUGUUCGGUUGUUCUUCUUCGUUUACUCAUGAAUACACAUUAUGUCGCUCGAAAGGUAUCUAUCAGUAAUUCUAGAA